UUCCUGAGGAGACUCAUUGUUGAAACCACAGGAACCAACACCAGAACCUGGGUCGGAGGCACCAACUUACAUAAUGAAGCUUAUUGGACGUGGAUCGAUGGUACCCCCUUCGACUUCACUGACUGGGGUCCAGGAGAACCAAACAAUGCAGGUGGAAAUGAGCGCUGCAUGGAUAUCAACCUGAGAGGACAAGAUUACGUGAAUGAUGAAAACUGUGACACAAAGAACCCCUUCAUUUGUGUUAAAAACAAGGCUUAGUUGUGUCUUUGUUGUCUCGACACGUCUGACACAAUGAUGUCACUUCCUGCAGGACGUCAGGCCUCGAUGACGUCCCUUCUGGAAGACAAAUGGUCAAAGUCAGAUAAUAAACAUGAAUAAACGUGUCUUCUAAAA
Messenger RNA from Austrofundulus limnaeus, 393 nucleotides. RefSeq names its product galactose-specific lectin nattectin. The record is from RefSeq and is a predicted model, not a curated record. NCBI's taxonomy places the organism in Eukaryota, Metazoa, Chordata, Actinopteri, Cyprinodontiformes, Rivulidae.